Messenger RNA from Cylicocyclus nassatus, 860 nucleotides. The record is from the annotation of a GenBank genome assembly. NCBI's taxonomy places the organism in Eukaryota, Metazoa, Nematoda, Chromadorea, Rhabditida, Strongylidae.
CACGUUUUACUUGCCAGCAAGCUGUGUGCGCUUGAAUGAAGCGAAUAGCUACUCGAUUGAAAAGUUCUUCGGUCACCUCUAUGGCUGAUUGGCCCGUUGAGAAGUGUACGGAAGUUCCAACACGACUGGAGGGUAUGGUUAGCAUAAAGCGAAGAAAACGGCGGGUCAUCAAUAUAGCACGAAAGUUUUACGCUGUACUCGAUAAAGGAAUUCUUAAAUUGUUCGUUAAGAAGAAAGUUGGCAUUGCUCCAAAUCCAGAGUUCCAAGUUGAUCUUGCAAAGGUCGCCGUCAUGUAUGACGAGAAACGCAUUAUAUUACACUUCAAAAGUGCGAACGAGACUCAUACUUUGACACCGUUGGAAUUCACACUGGAUCAAUGGAAAGAUGCCAUCUGCAAACAUCGCUUGCAUCGACAAGAAGCAGUAGCGAAAGGUCUGCAACCUGACAGCAAUCAAACCUUAGAAGCGUCAUCGGUUAGGCAGAGAAGUGAUGAGAAAGGAUGGGAGUCACAAGUAGGCAAUAAGAUGUUUGACGAAGUGCAUCAGAUGCAAGGGCUGACCUUGGAAGUACUGGAGAAACUAACAAAAACUUAUGAGGAGAUGCAAAAAACUAACGAGGAAAUGAAAGAGACUUUGAAGAACGUCCGAGAUACAUUUGGAAAGUCGACAAUGACGGAGUCAUCGUCUGUUUGGACGACAGCUACGACCACCGGAACUCCUUCCACAUUUCCGAGAUCAAAUAUAACAACCACUGGGAAGAGCUCUAAAUCUGGUACUAGCACUGAGUCCAAAGUAGCAGAGUCCGGUUCAGAAGAAGAGGAAGAUACUGGCGGCCAACGGAAAGGACAAAAAAAUGGAUAA